Molecule: messenger RNA, 1227 nt
Organism: Chironomus riparius
Lineage: Eukaryota; Metazoa; Arthropoda; Insecta; Diptera; Chironomidae
Source: the annotation of a GenBank genome assembly
AUGACAGAUCCCUGGCAAGAUUUAGAGGAUGGCGGUGGAAAAGCAGGCUUCAAAAGAUUGACGGACUAUAAGAAAACUCACAGACACUUGAAGGUUUUGUUGGCAAUUGGCGGGUGGAAUGAGGGCUCUCGGAAUUACUCAGACAUGGCAGGUGAUCCAACCAGAAGAGGAAAAUUUGUUAAGCAAUCUGUUAGCUACAUUAAGCAGCACAAUUUCGAUGGAUUAGAUCUGGACUGGGAGUAUCCAACACAGAGAGGCGGUUCACCACAAGAUAAGGAAGCAUUUGUACUUUUAGUAAAGGAACUUUCUACAGAAUUCAAAAAGCAAAAGCUUUAUCUCAGUUCAGCAUUUGGAGCUGGAAAAAAGACAAUUGAUGCUGCAUAUGAUGUUAAAAAGUUGGCACCAUAUUUAGAUUCGAUGCACAUCAUGUGCUACGAUUAUUUUGGAGCUUGGGAUAAAAAGAUUGGUCUAAAUGCACCAUUGAGUAAUGACAAUGAGCUUAAUGUUGAAUUCUCAAUAGAUUAUUUCAUAAAGCUUGGUGCGCCACUCGAAAAGCUCAUGUUAGGAUUGCCAUUUUAUGGACGUACAUUUAUAACAACACAAGAUGGAAAUCUCGGUGAUGUUAGUGAUGAUAAAGGAUUUCCCGGGCCAUUUACACGAGAAAACGGAUUCAUGGGUUACAAUGAAAUUUGUCAAGCACUUAGCAGCACGAGUGAAGAAUGGAAUUCACAAUGGGAUGUUGAAUCAUCAGAAGCAUUAGCAAAAGUUCAAUUAGCUAAUGAGACACGAGUCGUGUCUUACGACUCACCACGUUCAAUCGCUAAUAAAGUUCGUUAUGCAAUGAAAAAGGGUCUCGGUGGUGUAAUGGUCUGGUCGGUCGAUACAGACGAUUUCUUAGGUGAAUGCGACGAUAAGAUAAACUUUGAUACAUUCAAUGAUUACAGAGCAGAGCCUAAAGUAAAAUUAAAUAUUCCAAAGAGAACCGAAAAGAAUUAUCCUCUAUUAAGGACACUCAAUGAUGCAAUUGUCAUAACCCUCGAUGAGCUGAAACAGGAAGAAGAUCUUAUCAAGGAGAAUGAGAUAGGGGAUAAUGAUAAGCAUCAGAAUAAGCCAGACAACGACCCUUCGAAAGCUUCAACCAUACUUUCGUGCUUCUCGUUAAUCGCUUUAUGUCUUGGUGCUGCUUCAAUAAAAUUACUGUAAAAAAAAGAUUGAAAACACUUCGAG